This is a messenger RNA of Staurois parvus, 456 nucleotides long. The record is from the annotation of a GenBank genome assembly. NCBI's taxonomy places the organism in Eukaryota, Metazoa, Chordata, Amphibia, Anura, Ranidae.
UCCAGAUGCUGAUUUGGGGUAUGGCAGUGACCAGGAUAUUGGUAUGAGGUAUGGCGGUGAUCAGAGCAUUGUUAUGAGGUAUGGCAGCGAUCAGGACAUUGGUAUGAGGUAUGGCGGUGAUCAAGAUGCUGGUAUGUCGGUGAUCAGAAUGCUGGUAUGGGGUAUGGUGGUGAUCAGAACACUCAUAUUGGGUAUGGUGGGGAUCAGGACACUGAUAUGGUGUAUGGCCGGUGAUCAGGACGCUCAUAUGGCAUAUGGGUUGAUCAGAACACUGGUAUGGGGUAUGGCAGUGAUCAGGAAGCCAGUAUGGGGUAUGGCGGUGAUCAGGAUGCUGGUAUGGCAAAUGGGGUGAUCAGAACGCUGGUAUGGGUAUACUGGUAUGGUAUAUGGGGCAAUCAGAAUGCUGGUAUGGGGUAUAGCGUUGAUCAGGAUGCUGGUAUAGGGUAUGGUGGUGAU